Molecule: messenger RNA, 1413 nt
Organism: Spirodela intermedia
Lineage: Eukaryota; Viridiplantae; Streptophyta; Magnoliopsida; Alismatales; Araceae
Source: the annotation of a GenBank genome assembly
AUGGCGGCGGCGUUGGCGGGUGGGUUUCAGUCGCCGCCGCCGGAGACGAUGAAGGGGAAUGAGAACGUGGUGAGCGCGGUGGUUCCUUUGAUGAAGCUCCUGAGCUUGACGGUGAUCGGUCUCGUCCUCGCCCACCCGAAGACCCAGAUCGUCCCCAGGGCGACCUUCCGGCUUCUGAGCAAGCUCAUCUUCGCCCUCUUCCUCCCCUGCUUGAUCUUCGUCCACCUCGGGGAGUCCAUCACCCUGAGCAGCGCCCUCCUCUGGUGGUUCGUCCCCGUGAAUGUGGUCCUCAGCACCGCCGUGGGCUGCGCCCUCGGCUACGCCGUCGCCCUGCUCUGCCGGCCCCCGCCGGAGUUCUUCCGCUUCACCGUCAUCGUCACCGGCUUCGGCAACACCGGCAACCUCCCCAUUGCCAUCAUCGGCUCCGUCUGCCACAGCUCCGACCACCCCUUCGGCCCCGACUGCCACCGCAUCGGCAUCGCCUACGUCUCCUUCGCCCAGUGGGUCGCCGUCAUCCUCGUCUACACGCUUGUCUACCACAUGAUGGAGCCCCCCAUGGAGCACUACGAGAUCGUCUCCGUUGCAGAGGCGGGGCCGCCGGACGAGGAGGAGAUUGCGCCGGCGGCGGUGGAGGAGGUCACCUGCAACAUCAGCAGGCCGCUGCUGCAUGAGGCUGAGUGGCCGGGGAUGGAGGAGAAGGAGACGGUGCACUGCAAGACCCCCUUCAUUGCCAGGGUCUUCGCCAGCCUUUCCGGGUCCUCCCAGAGCUACUUCCCCGACGUCGACCUCUCAGAGGAGGACGGCGGCGCCGGCGGCGGAAGCAGCAGCAGCCCGAAGUCGAUCCGGUGCCUGGCGGAGCCGAGGGUGGUGAGGAGGAUGAGGACAGUGGCGGAGCAGACGCCGAUCAAGCACAUCCUGCAGCCGCCCACCAUCGCCUCACUUCUGGCCAUCGCCGUCGGCAUGACGCCGGCGCUGCGGAGCUUCGUCUUCGGCGACGACGCGCCGCUGGCUUUCGUUACGGACAGCUUGGACAUCCUCGCCGCAGCGACGGUGCCGUCGGUGAUGCUGAUCCUCGGGGGGAUGAUGGCGGAGGGGCCGAGGACGUCGCGGCUGGGGGUGAGGACGACGGUGGGAAUCCUGGUUGCGAGGUUGCUGGUGCUGCCGCUGGUGGGGAUCGGGGUGGUAGCGGCGGCGGACAGGAUGAACCUGCUCAUCACCGGCGACCAGAUGUACAGGUUCGUGCUGCUGCUGCAGUACACGACGCCCAGCGCCAUCUUGCUGGGGGCCAUCGCCAGCUUGAGGGGGUACGCCGUCAGCGAGGCCUCCGCGCUCCUCUUCUGGCAGCACGUCUCCGCCGUAUUCUCCCUCUCUCUCUACAUCGUCGUCUACUUCAAGCUGCUGUCCUACGUCUGA